UUUAGUAAACAAAUACUGCCAAUUACCUAGGUAAUUCAAUUCUUGUUGAAUGGAUAAAUUUAACCUACUUAAUAGAUAAUCUUUACAUUCGCAAAAACGCGCCGAGGAGAAAAAUGGACGUUGAACAAGCGCUCGACUGCAUAGUAAAGGUACGGUUUCCCUGCUGCGUCUAGACGCGGCGUCUAGCGUCACUACCGGUCUAGAGGUAGGUCGCGUCUAGACGCAGCGUCCGACGCGGUAGUGCUGUUCCACUGUUCCACGCGUCUGACGCUGCCAGGGAAACCGUACCUUAAUAAAAUCGAAGGAAGGCAGGUUGUGGAAGGUGAAGAUAGCGCAGGAGGCGAACCGGUUCGAGGACGUGGCCCGGUACAUGAGAGACGUGGCCGUGGGAUGCCUAGGUACACUCAGGGAGCUCAUGACCAAGGACGAGGACAGGAUGCUGGCAGCGGCACACAAGCACUUGAUGAACAUGAAACUGUCGUCCAGGCGGACGCUGAUGACGAUCGAGCAACCUGGAAGGCCGCGAUGGCCCGGCAUUAUCGCGCGCGCGUCGACCGCGAGUUGUGCGCGCUGUACACCGAUUUGCUGAACGUGGUCGACUGGAGGAUGAGGCCCAACUGGCGGAGAGCCUCGGAUCCGGCCACCGACGUGUUUUACUGGAAGCUGCGCGCCGACUACAACCGGUACAAGGCCGAGAUCAUCGACGACCCGGGCGAGCGGGCGGUAAUGUUGGCUUUGUCCAGGAAUUCGUACGACUGGGGCGAACGGAUAGGCCGGUCCGGCUCGAGCUCAUACUCAACUACUCCGUGUUCUUGUACCAAAUGUGCGAGCAGCGCCAGCAGGGCCUCGACGUGGCCAAGCGCGCGUACGACGAAGCCGUGGCCGAGACCGACGUCAUCGACGAUACUAUGUACGACGACUCGAAGCUCAUCCUGCAGAACAUCCGCGACAACCUGAACAUAUGGUUCCAAGAGAACUAACCCCGCAGACCCCUCCGCCCCCUACGUUAAGCACUUUCCGAAUAUUUUUUAACUUAUAAGUAGGUGUAAAAUGGGGAUUCUAGACCUCCUCCCCAGUAGCGGCUCGUGAGUUAAUAUUCUGGGGAGACUUAAAAUUAUUUAACAUAAACUACGCACAACAACGAACAAGAAAAACCUUGUUAUUGAAAAUCUAAUUAUAUUAUAGUAUUACAUAUUUAGUUAAUAUUUUUAAGUUUAAUUUGAUUUUUUUGUUCGUAAGUUAAAGUAUUAAAACCACUAGUUAAUAAUACGUAUAUUAUAUUGUCUUUUUGCAUUUUUUAAAUAAUUAGAAAUAUAACAAAUAUCAAAUAGAAGAUAGUAUAAGACCCUGUAGUAAACGUGUUAUAGUUAUUAAUUCAUAAAAAUGCAUUAAAUUAUGACAGCGACUAAGAACGGCGCGCGGUACGGCAAUUAUUGUCGUGAACCCAGUCUCAAUAGAGUCUAUAAUACGCAGCGUAUUCUCCCUGCCCCCUCCGGCACACUAUCAAACCGGCCGUUUUACCAUUUUGCGGCAGUUUCACUGUAACGGCGACCGUCACUGUCAUCGAUAAAACUAAAAUAGCAUUUCUAUUAAAAUAACUAUUUAAAGGUUUUAGACUUGGUUGCUUUCAAUUUAUAAUAAUAAACAAAGAAAACGAUAUAAAUUAUAUAAUAUUAUAUUUUCAAUUCGAAUAAAAAUAUUUUUAUGCAUUAUUAUUUUAAUUAACUAUUAUUAUUAGUAACUGAGUUUUUUUAAGGAGGAGACUCAGUCUCAAAGUCUCCCCUGACGAGCCGCCCCUGCUCCUCCCCCUUAACCUCUUCGUGCAUGUAGGUAUCAUAUGAUACCGCAACUAAUUUAAACCGCUUAUAAAGCAGCUGUUAAAUAUUUUUGAUCCAUUUGUGCACAUUUUGCAUCUGCUAUACAUAAUGUCAGGGGGUGAAAGUGUAUCCAUUGAAAUUAACUUCUGGUUCUAAUAAAAUGUAAUGUAAAUUAAUUGUUUUAUUAUAAUUAUCCAAUGACUACAUUUAAAAAAAAACGUGUUUUUUGAGGGGUAGAGGUGGAAAUCUUCUCAAACCAAAUAUCUAUGUAUGACACAAGAAAACUGUGGUAUCUAUUGAAAUAUAUCAUCAUUUAGAUUUUGAAAAAAUUCGCCAUGGUAUUUUUUGUGCAUUACCUUAUAGGUACAACAAGUAAACACGGGUAUAUAAUAUAUUAUUAUACGGUGGGGAUAUCGCAGACAGCGAUGAUGGCCACGGCAAACUAGAAAUACCUGCAGUUGCGAGCCAAAAAAAAAAAAUCUGUUUUUAUUUUAAGAAAACUAUAAUUGUGUUGUUUGUUUUAUUUAUGUGAUACAGGCGAUACAGCGAUCGGUUGACGUGGCUUUAAAAUUAAAAUAAUAAGUUCAAGCAAUACCUACACUUAAAUAUUACCUAUCAAGCUAUCCACAAUAGAAAUACGAAUAAAACACCUCUUAAGGAUCUACAAUAAGAUUAAAGUAAUACAAGCUAUAAAGUAUAAGGUAAGUACUAAGUAUGGACAACAAAUUAAUAUGUAGGCAAAAAAAAAUAUUGAUGAAUACAACAGUUUACUGUGCUAUAAUACUGUAGUAGUAUAUGAUAAGAACACUGGAAAUUUAAAUCUAGGAAUAUAAUAAUAAUAAUAUAAUAAUAUAAUAAUAGGACGUAACCGUGACAAUAUAUUAUGAAUAUACAUAAUAAUAUUAUAUCGAUAUGAAUUUUCACUCUAUAAUACGAAUACAUGAAAAUAAAAAAAUCACUAGUGCGUUGUAGGAAGGUCGAUAUUGUAUUUGCUUGCGUUUUAAAAAAAUUGUUACUAAGUUUUUUAAACGUCCAAAUAGCCUUGAGUUGUAGAUGAAAAAGUUAAUGGGUAGGCAUUAGUGACCAUGGGACGUGUGAAAAAUCGGGUUGAAGAUUUUGUGGGACUGUACGCAAAAGUCCUCGUACUCGCCCCCGCCCUGCAUCUAUAGUGUCCGUCCGGAAGGCAAUCGAAAUGUUCCGCCGCCGCAUUCUUGGCUCUCGUCGCGGAAGCUAACAAUAGAUCUUUACGUCGACGGCGGCCUAAAUCUCCGGCAUACAACAGGACGCAGCCAUAUACUGUAUUUUUUCUAAAUAUUGUUGUCUGCAUAAUAAUUUAUACAUAUUGCUUGGAGAGUGCAUAUUAUUAUAGUAUUAUUAUAACCUACUUAAUAUUAUAAAACAACGGUGUUCGAACUUAAGUACCCGAUACCUCAGAUACUAUAAGUACAUUUUUAACACUAAAUUUAAAGCAUUAAUUCACAUGCACUUCGCUAUAACUGCUAAUAGUCGUUUAAGGGCAGUUUCGUUUUUACAGUUUUUAUUUCGUCUGCCAAAACCGUACCGUGCGGACAAUAACAUACACAUAGGUUAUCGCACUGCAGUGAUAGGUACAUGACUG
Messenger RNA from Aphis gossypii (cotton aphid), 3435 nucleotides. Its product is annotated as 14-3-3 protein gamma-2-like. The transcript has a single exon. The record is from RefSeq and is a predicted model, not a curated record. Lineage: Eukaryota; Metazoa; Arthropoda; Insecta; Hemiptera; Aphididae. The coding region runs from base 391 to 957 and encodes 188 amino acids.